Messenger RNA from Trichoderma gamsii, 1380 nucleotides. RefSeq lists its product as hypothetical. Lineage: Eukaryota; Fungi; Ascomycota; Sordariomycetes; Hypocreales; Hypocreaceae. The record is from RefSeq and is a predicted model, not a curated record. The coding region runs from base 1 to 1380 and encodes 459 amino acids. The transcript has a single exon.
AUGAGCCAGAACAGUAUAUUGGAUCGGCUUUGGGCUCUCGAUACCAAUACGGUAUCUGAUGCCUUGGACUUCCUUAACCUCAAAGGAGCCACAUUUGGCCUACAACCACUAUGGGAUUGCCCCAAGAUCAUUGGACGCGCCAGUACAGUAAAGGUUGGCUCAAAGACGGAGUCAACUCCGACUACCCAUCUCAUUACUCCAGUGAUAGAUGCCAUUACUUCAGACGAUCGAAUUCUUGUCGUCUCUGGUGGCACGGAUGGUAUCUCCUGCUGGGGCGAUAUCAUUGCUAAUGCUUCGAAAGUGAAACGCAUUCGUGGAACAAUCAUCGAUGGCAUGAGCCGCGAUAUAGAUGGAAGCCGCGAGAUCGGCUAUCCAGUUUUUGGCCGGGGUGUUACCAUGAUUAGUGGGCGCAAUCGAUUGGUACAAAUUGAGUCGGGCAAGCCUGUGCAUAUGCGAGGUGUUACAGUCCAUCAAGACGACUACGUGAUCGCUGACAGAUGCGGCACUGUGUUCGUUCCAGCAGAGUACAUCGGGGAGGUCCUGGCUUUAGGUGAGAAGAUUGACCGUCGUCAGAGCCUUAUGGUCCAUGCUGUUCGUGCAGGUCAGCCCGUGUCAGAAGUGAUGCACGACAAGCAGUUCGAAGCUAUCAGUGACACAGAUGGCGCAAACAUGCUGUCAGCGUCAGCGAAAUCACCCUAUCAGCAGAAUCCAAAGAAAGCCAGCGUCGAAGACCAAGAAUUGGUAGCGCUAUUCAGGGAGUCAGAUACUCCCGCAGUUUCUGACGCACUUGAUAGACUUGGAAUCUCCGGGCAGGCUUUCAACAUCAUGCCUUUAGCGAAUUAUAAAAAAGCAACUGUUGGGCCUGCCUUUACUGUACGCUACGUACCCGCAAGCGAUCCGCCUGGGAGUGUGGGAGACUUCAUUGAUGAUGUUGCUAUGGGUGAUAUUGUAGUCAUCGACAAUGGAGGACGCACCGAUUGCACUGUUUGGGGCGAUAUAAUGACGCAGUAUGCCGGUUUACGGGGCAUUGCUGGAUCGGUCAUUGAUGGCGUGUGCCGCGACGUUAAUCGUGCCAUCGCCGAUGAUUAUCCUCUUUUCACGGCCGGGCGUUGGAUGCGGACUGGCAAAGACCGUGUUCAAGUAGGAGGUACCAACGAGUCCAUCGGUAUUGGCAAAGUACGUGUCAAACCUAGGGACAUUGUCGUUGCCGAUGCAAAUGGCGUCGUUAUUGUUCCACGGGGUCGAGCCCGCGAGGUGGCCGAGAUCGCGCAGAGAAUUGAGAAGGGUGAAGCCAGCAUCCGAGAAAUGAUUGCAGGCGGAGACACAAUUGCAGUGGCAAGAGAAAAGCUUGGGUACCAUACUUUGCAGCGCAAAGGAUAA